AUGUCUUCCACUGGGCUGAAAAGAGUCUCACUGGGUGAGACUGCCGCGUUAGGGAGUCUGUAUGAUGCACGCACCGACUCCUUUUUAGCGCUUUCAUUGAUGAACGGCUCGCUUCCAGAGCCCGCCGUCACCAGAGAGGCAUGUCCUUUUUCACGAUCGAGCGUUGUCGAGACUCAUGACCUCAAAUACAAAUUCAACGCUUUCGGAGUGGAGCCUCAUCUGGGAGCCAGCUUGCUCUCUGGACUAAUCGUCCCUUCAGGCUCUGCAGCCUCUCUUCUGGAUCGACAUGAGAGCAACUUCAACGUCCAAAUGUCCCUGCAACAUGUCGUCACCACAUUCAGGGACAAAGUCAACUUUACAAGCCCUGAACUCCAGCAGUAUAUUUCCCGAGAGAAUAUACAGCUAAGCCAUGCUACACAUGUUGUCUCGGAGAUCACAUGGGGUAAUCGGAGCAUCCUCACAGCAAACUAUCAGAGAUCCGCUGGUGAAGAUGAGGGUGCUGUCAGAAGGCUAUUACGGGAGGAGUAUGGCAAAGUUGAACAAAACAUCUCCGACCAUGAAACCUUGGCUGCGGACUUGCAUCGAUUCCGUGACUUAAGCAAGUCGCUUCGGGUCCAUCUCCACACAGACUUGUCGGAAAGCAACCCGAUACAGAUCGAUCUGAAGGGCGCCUGUCAGUUCCUGCGAAAUAUGCCAAAUCAUCUGUUGGAUGUGAAUGAAGGUCGGGGACAGCCUGUCAUCUACAUGCUCCUCCCGGUCCAAUGGCUCUCGCUGAUUCUGUCCUUCGAGCUCACGGCCGAAAACAUGAUCGUCCAGCCUAGCGAGGACCACUUACAAGACUAUAUGAAAAUGUUUGAAGGGAUCAGAGGUGCUCAGAGACGACUCGAAGAUUACUGGAACUAUCUUUCUCUUCGGCGGGCUCUCGUGCCGGAGGAACAUGUCCGCGAGGUCUCCGAGUCUUUGGAUCGUGCGAGGAAAGCAGAAGAUGUGCUAAGGGUGCAAUACGGCAAUGCUCUACGCCAGCUUCGAAAUGGUCGGACUGGUCUGAAACAGCUGGCCCAAGAGCUUGACAAAUUUGCGAAUGACCAAUAUUCCCCCGUUCAGCUUAGUGCUGUGGCAGACAUUUAUGCUCGAAAGCUGGCUUUCAUUGACCAAGCGACAACCCAUGGAGCAAAUUACUUCUCAAACGAUGGUGCAAUGCCCACGCCGCGCGGUGAUGUGUACACUCUUUACUUCAGCGGCACUGUCAUGGACGAUAAUGCGACAUGGGGUCCCAAUUCGCGUCUGCUCUUCAACUUACUCCAGGAACGGAACGCCCAAAAGUCGGUUCGCAUUGUAGACUGUGACCGGAGCGGCCGACCUAUCAAGAAGUCUAACAUCACAUUCCAUCGUGAUGGCAACCUGGUCACUAACGACUUCAAGAAACUCCAAGAUUUCCUGGGGGACAAAUGUCUAAUGCAUUUCGAAGAUACCCAUCUCGAUACUUGGGGGGUGAAGAAACCCAUAGAUCGGAAGCCUGUCAGACUGCCCUGUCCAGGGAGAAAUUGUGAGCCACGAGCACAGCAUCAGUGGAUCUGUUCUCGAUGCUACUCUACCAUCGACUAUGGCAAAAGAGAUCACUAUUUGUAUUGCGACUGUGGACGUACCAAGUACCGCUACUGGAGUUUCAGGUGCAAUGCACAGUGCCAUGGACCAAACUUCGAGCGACGUGAAGACCGUCAACUGUUGCAAUUGCUUGAUGCUAUGGAUCCCUUUGAAGAGGUCAAUAUCUUGAUCCUUGGCGAGACAGGUGUCGGCAAGAGCACAUGGAUUAAUGCCUUCGUAAACUAUCUCACCCACAGCACUUUGCAAGAAGCGAUGGAUGCCACUCAAAUAGAGCACGUCAUUGCAUGUUCGUUUGCGACCCAGACAAUCGACGAGCACGACCCUCAUAAGAGACUUAUUCAGAGGAAGAUUCAAAUCGGUGUGGGAGACGAGUUUGAACACGACGCAUCUGACGGCCAUUCAGCCACCCAAAAGGCUGUAACGUACCCUAUCUUCGUUGAUUCGGUGAUGGUGCGCUUGAUUGACACCCCCGGUAUCGGUGACACCAGAGGUCUGGAUCAGGACAAAGCCAACAUGGCCGACGUUCUGUCAGUCCUGAGCAACUACAAGGAGCUGCAUGGCAUUCUGAUACUGCUCAAGCCAAACAAUUCUCGAUUAAACGUGAUGUUCGAAUUUUGCAUCAAGGAAUUGCUAACCCAUUUGCAUCGCAAUGCUGCGCGCAACAUGGUGUUUGGUUUUACCAAUACUCGCGGUUCGAAUUACCACCCUGGUGACACCUUUAUACCACUUGAGGCGGUGUUGAAGCAGUUUAGAGAUGUCAACCUUGGGUUGUUUCACGAUACGGUCUAUUGCUUCGAUUCGGAGAGCUUUCGCUACCUAGCGGCUCAUAAGCAACAGGUCAACCUGGGCAGCUACGAUGACUAUUUUCGAAGUUGGGAGCAGUCUGCUACCGAAUCUCGGCGAUUGCUCGAUUACAUCCGGCAGCUAGAGCCUCAUCAAACGGAGAACACUCUCAGUCUGAACGAGGCUCGACGCCUGAUCCUUCAGUUGACCAAACCCAUGGCUGAGAUAGCGCAAAAGAUCAAUGAUACCAUCGAACUGAACCAACGAGACAAUGAGCUCUUACGAAACAGCAAAUUGAGCAAGGACGAAAUGCUGAAGAAGCUAGACGUGCAGCAAAAUUCGGUGGUCUUCAGCCCAGUCACUCGCCCAAAGACGGUCUGCACCAAUGCGAGAUGCAUCGAGAAAGUUGACACUCCCGGCCCAAAUGGAGAGGAUACUAUACACAAAAGGCCGUGUCACAACCCUUGCUGUUUGACCAAUGUUCCGGUUGAGAAAGUGGGAACUCCAGAAUUGGUGAGGUGCGCGGCGUUCGCGGGCUCGCAGCAUUGCAAAGGUUGCAGGCAUCAUUGGACAGAGCACAAGCAUAUUCUGUACGAACACAGAGAGACCAAGAAGACCAUCAAAGACCCGAAAGUGGAGAUGCUGUUGCAAGACAAUGCCAAGGUCACCACUGUAAUCGAGGCUGCAAUCAGGGCGAAAGAGGCGACAAUCGCAGAAUUCAGACACGAACAUAGAGAAAUUCAAAGGGCGGCAGUUCAGUUCAGCCUUUGGCUCAAGCACCAUUCCAUCACGCCGUACAACGACGCUACAUUGGAGUACCUGGACCAUCUUAUCAAAGAGGAGAAGUCCAAGGUUGCGAUUGGGGGCAAGAGGCAACGCCUUGAUGCCUUCGAACAGUAUCGUCGCGAAUAUAAGGAGCUUGUCAACCUCUUCGAAUCAAACCUUGAUCAGGGCAGAAACGAAGAGCUUUUGGAUGCGACGGGCGUCGACAAGCUCGUGAAACAAUUGUAUUCUCUGAAGCAUUACGGCGCGGACCUCCGCAAGCUACGGGAUACCGUGGUAAUUGCUCAUAAUGCCUCGAUUCGUGAGAGACCAUACCGUGUCAACGUGAGAAGAGGGGUUGGGAUAUCCGUGAUCGGAAGAUCGACUUUUCAGACCUCGAUCAGAACCCGCGCUGCAUCAAACGCCAAUGAUAAAUUGCCUUCUAUAAGCCGAAAGCCUGUGCCUUCGGCUUUGGCAAUGACUGACGAGAAGCAAGCCGUCGGAACAGAAAACGAAGCGAACUCUCUGGCUGGUAAAAGGCAUGUAAGUCUGCCCGAGGGAAACAGCUCGGCUCCUCCGCCAUCCUAUUUCGAAGCCGCUGUGGCUCCUCGGAACUUGCAUGAGAGAACAAAGAGCAAACGCAGAAUGGCUCGGUCGUUGAGCGGCAGGCUCACUGACAAGGUGUCGUCGAUUUUUAGAUGA
Molecule: messenger RNA, 3852 nt
Organism: Fonsecaea multimorphosa CBS 102226
Lineage: Eukaryota; Fungi; Ascomycota; Eurotiomycetes; Chaetothyriales; Herpotrichiellaceae
Exons: 1
Coding region: 1-3852 (1283 amino acids)
Source: RefSeq, a predicted model, not a curated record